This is a messenger RNA of Engraulis encrasicolus (European anchovy), 924 nucleotides long. RefSeq lists its product as uncharacterized. Lineage: Eukaryota; Metazoa; Chordata; Actinopteri; Clupeiformes; Engraulidae. Gene Ontology annotation, biological process: mitotic spindle assembly checkpoint signaling. The record is from RefSeq and is a predicted model, not a curated record. The annotation marks the transcript as partial. The transcript has 8 exons.
GAGUGGCUAGGAUUUUUAAUUACACAGUCCUCUGUUUUACUUCAUUAAAUCGGUAAUAGACUACAGCAGAAAUGCAGAAACGGACAGACUACCCUCCGCGAUGGUGCGCCUCUUUGCCCGAGAGCUUGAAGUCGCAUCUUGGACGCCUUGCGAGGCAGCAGAACGGGCACACGCUAAAUUCCGAGAUAAACGCCAUACACCAGCAUGUGGACGCAUCUCACAAGCAAACCAGCGCUGACCUCGAGAAGGUCCGCCAGUUCAUCUCAGAAGUUUUACAGAAUGAAGUCCAGAGGAAUAUGGCUCUGCGCGUGUUAAUCCAGCGCCUGGAAGAGAGGGCGUCUGAAGGUACGAGGAGCCUAUCAGAUCAGGUGGAGUCAAACCGACAACUGAAGCUCCAGGUCCAUGAACUCCAGAAACACCUGGAGGACAAAGACCACUCACUAGCACAAGCCAACCAGACAGUAGCAUUCCUGAAGCAUCAACUAAAAGAUCUGUAUCAACAGCUGCAAAGCCAUCAGAAUAAUCACAGGACGAUUCAGGAAGUGACUGAGUGGCUGCAGGAUGACGAGGCCAAUCCCAAUGUUGUGGAAUCCGAGACUGGAUGCAGCAGCGGCCAAUCAGAAGCUCCGGUCCCAGGAGGGUCGUCUCUGAUUGGGCGUCUCUCGGGAGGCUCGCCUGUGAUUGGUGAGAUGCAGCUCUUGCCGACGGCUCUCUCUGGGAUUAAAGAGGAAGAGGCUGAUGCUGGAUAUGAGCACAGCCAGACAGAUGGCGAUGGGGCGCAGACUGAGAGGCAGCAGGCUGUCCCCUUACCUGUCAACAUCAAGCUGGAGAACAUGGAGGAUGAGGGUGGGUGUGAGGAGGGCUCAACCAAAGCCCAGACACAGAGCUGUAGAGUGGGGAGCCCAGGGGAACCACCUGGACACG